AGACAAUCGAAAGACUUCAUCUGAACGUCAGCAUCCACGCAUGCGCGCUGCAGUCAUCACAGUAUGAAGAGUGAAGCGUACAAGUAGCUCCAGAGAUGAAGACACCUCCGGACAGACCAGGAAUCAUUUUCGAGGUCGGAGCACAGCUGGAAGCGCGAGAUCGACACAAGAAAUGGUACACAGCCACGAUUGAAAAGAUCGACUACGACAAAGAGAAGGUCCUGGUCCACUACCGCCAGUGGAGCCGUCGGCAUGAUGAAUGGUUUCAGUGGAACUCGCAGUACCUGCGGCCGAUGGAGCGAGUCAGUCUGAGGAGGCAGGGCAUCAAUCCACCACACUCACAACCGAUGUUUGUCUCAGGUACAAAGGUUCUGGCCUGUUGGACAGACUGUCGUUUCUACCCAGCCAAAAUCCUCAGGGUCAACAAAGACGAAUCCUACACAGUGCGUUUCUAUGAUGGCGUAGUUCGGACUGUGAAGCCCACCAAGGUCAAACCCUUCCAGGAAAAGUCCAAAUCCGAGAAGAGCGCGGUGGGAAGUGAGGGAUGGGAGGAAGGAGAGAGCGAGGAGGAGCAUGAGGAGGAAGAGGAUGGUGAAGAAAGAGAGGAGGAGGGGGAGAAGAAGGAAGAGGAGGUGGACGAGGAGAAGGUGACAUCAGAGGAGACGGAAGGAUCUGUGGAGGGGGAAGAGGAGAGGAAGAGGAGGGCGGAAGCGUCAUCCUCCCAUCCACCAGCAAAGAAGAAAAUGGAUGGCAGUGGAAGCAGUGGAGAUCAGAAUCAGCCACUCACUGCUGACCCCUCCCAGUCAGCUGCUCCUAACGACAGCCCCAUCGAAAGAGACGUCCUGUUGGAGCGGCAGUCUCACCUGCCCACCACACACAAAUUCAGCAGAGAACCAUUGUACAGAGUGAUAAAGAACCAGCCUCCUCCCAUCCUCUCCAUUGAGUUGGACCACAACCCCUUCAAGUGUCCCUCAGAGGGCUGCACCAAGUCGUUCAGGAAGGCGAGUCUGUUGCACUACCACAUCAAGUACUACCACUUUGACAAGCAGCUGGACGAGGGAGGCAGCGAGCAGGAGGCACCGAGGAGGAAGCAGUCGUCUUCUGAGGGAGGUGACUUGGCGCCAGACAGGAAGAUUGAGAAUAUCAUCUAUCAAUGUGACGACACAGAGCACAGCACCAUGGGAGCAGAAGUUAAGAAGGACGGAGGGAGGGAGAGGACCGGAGGACAGAGCAGAAAGGAGAGGAAGAACUUCCUGAGGCUCAAACUAAAGAAGAAGAAAAAGAAGAAGAAAAAGAAGAAAAGUCAGUCAGGACUCGGCAGCAGUGACGACGAGAACUCAGACAGACCUCCAAUCACUCUGAAGCUGUCCACCGGACACAGCAACACGCACUCACAAGUCGAGGACGGCAGCGACUGGUCCACGCUAACAGCCGAGAGCGGUGAGGACACAGCCUCUUGGCCGGCUGCUAUGGAGACUGACGAGUGCGAGGUUGUGAGGUGUGUGUGUGAGGUGGACGAAGAGAACGACUUCAUGAUCCAGUGUGAGUCGUGUCUGUGUUGGCAGCAUGGAACUUGUAUGGGUUUAUAUGAAGACAACAUCCCACAUAACUACAUCUGCUACUACUGCAGACACACUGCAGGCUGGAGGCGGGCUCAGCGUUUCCUGUCGGAACCAGAUCUGCUGAUAUCUGGUCACAUGUUCGGCCUGUCGUGCGUGAAGGAGAACUAUUCGGAGAUCAACGCCACCAAGAUCACACACACCGGCCACCUGCUUGCACACACACAUGGCCUCAAUCAGGUCCUCAGUGGGCUGCAGCUCAAAAUCAGCCUGUUACACUCUCCGUCCCACCCUGAUCUGCAGUUGUGGAGGUUGCCAUGGAGAAGGGAACAGGGGCUGAGAUUGACUUCCAGUCCGAAAGGAGAUCCCACUGCCUGUUACGUCAGCAGCGAGCACUGCUACCAGAAGCCCGGAGCAUCAUGGGAAAAGGCAGAGGAGAGAGAAAAGGAGGAGAUGCAGGAAAACAACACUGAGCAGAAGGAAAUAAAGACUGAAGUGACCGACGCUGCUCCAGAUGAUAAUAAAAACGCAGUGUCAUACACAGACACACACAGCGACACCAGCGUAAAAACAGAAAAGCACAUGCACGCAGACUGCGAGGAACACACACGCACUUGGACACACACACCUGAGCCUUGUCCAGCAUCUGAGGCCGAGUGUCAGCUCAACCUGCUGGAGCAUGUCGAGUCUCUUCACCACCAGAUCAGUGCUAGGAUGGACCUGAUAGAGCGGGAGCUUGACGGAGGCGUCUCUAUCAGAACAAUAUCUAGUGAUGCUGUGAAGCAGCGUAGGAUCAUGGGACCUGUUGUGUUUUGGAGAGUCUCCUCCUCUCCAAAACAAACACAUUCAAUCCAUGUUGGAGUCCUGGUUGGACCACUCAGGUGAGCUUGAGCCUCCUGACCCUUUGUCCCGACUCCCGCAGCUCAAACAGAGAAUCAGACGGCUGCUGCGUGACCUCUGCACUGUGCGACGGCUGUCGGUCUGCCGCUGACACACCCUCAGCGUCAUCGCUGACCCUGACCAUUGAUCCUGCAAGUCACUGCUAGACAUUAGGAGCAAAGGGACAGACAGACUGACGAGGCCAACUGUGGUUUGUUUCCACUCAGUCACAGGACACACUCCCUGUAUUGGUUGCACUGAGGCAAGAGGGAAAAAGCGACUGAACCGAUGAUUUUUGUAAGUUGAACUUCAUAAAGGAACAAGAAACAUUUUCUAAACCGACUCCAGGGCGACUUCACGCCUUGUCCAACCACACAGGCUGUGGUGACGGCAGGUUUGAUCAGUGAUCGAUGGAUCUGGACUUUUGAUCCACUGCUGUCAUCAAUCUGUUUGUGUCUGUUUGAGUGUUGACUGAACACACUAUGUUAUCAUACAUUUCUAGCAGCUGUAAAGACUAACAAACUUCCUGUUGUGUAAAAUGUAACUGCUCUCACACGCACACACACACACACACACACAAACACAAACCUGUAGGAUCUGCCUAGAUUUUUCCGCAGUGAUGCCUUUUAUUAGUUGGACAUUUCUCAGUUCAAAGGUUUUGUAAGUGUACAGAAAUAUUUGAGGAUUUUUUUUGUUUGUUUUUUUCUUAAAAAUCCUAUUUUACCCUUUUUUUGAAAUUGAAAAAUGGGGGAAAAAACACUCAGGUGAUCGUAAGGUUUGUUCACAGCAAAAUCCAUCUAUACAUCUUUGUUUUGUGACCACACUGGCCCUGUUCACACCGGACAUUAACACUAGUGAUGGUGUAUAAUAUUGGUUUCAUUUUUGUACAGUGUGAGAAAAGUGGAGACGCGUCGUCCAUCUUUAUUUACGGUCACUGAUCGUCUUUAUAUACAGUCGUUUAUCCACACUGUAUGAAAUCUAUUCCUCUCUGUUCAUGUUUGUUCAUCAGGUUUAAGCAAAUUCUACUUUUCUGGAUUCACAUCAAAAAAAGACAAUGUGAGUGAAGACUCCGUUCAUGCUUGACCUUUUGGGAUCAGUGACUGUAGCAAGACAGUCUAAGCUCACAGCUUCACUUGCUGUAGUCGUGUUUCAGAGCUAUCAGCAGCAUCUCACGGCCGCCUUCACUUCAUGUGUGUGUUUGUUUUGGUUCGUCCUGAAGAACAUUUCAUGCAGAACACAGUUGGUUCUCAGCAUUUUCGCCCCAUUCUCAAUAAAACCAACACCUUCCUCUGCCGUGACACAAACUGUUUAAAAAUGUAAAUAUGUUAAAUGUAAUGUUUUAUACUCUUAUACAAGAAUCUAACUGUAUAAAGCUGCAGAGUUAUUUUGAUAAACAGAUUGGUUAUGAAUCUAAAGUGGAUUAUAAGGGAAGAUUGGAGAUUCAUUCUAGAGAGGGAAAAGUUGUAAUUACAAAAAAAAUAAAAAACAACAUUUUCUUAUAAUGCGACUUACGUCUCAGCAUAUUUGGACUUUUUUCUUCUAAUACAACUUUUUUUCUCAAAAAGUAUCCAGUGUUUCCCCUUGACAGUGGCUCCGAUCUACUCUGAUGUAUUUGGUCGAGAGAGAAAAAAGCUGAUGUUUUGCCUCAUUUAUUGUGAAACAUUUUUUUCUUUUCUUUUAUUUAAUAUAAAUGCUGUUUGAUAACCUAGAGUCAGUUCACCCCAGUGUCAGAUGAUCCUCUUCAACCGCACAAGGCUGCCUCUCAAUAGUAGAGACCUACAGUGGCAUCCACCUGAAACACAAACACAGGAUUUAGUCGUUUUGUUUGAGUUGAUGAGGACCAGCCUGAACAUCUCACAUUAAGCACAUUGAGCUUUAAAGUCAGAAGUGAAAGUUUUUCUUCAUUAUUUUUGCGCUCUGAUUCAAGCAUGUCUUUUUUUUUUCCUGAGGAUUUCAAGCUUUGAUUAAAAUGAUAAAACUC
This is a messenger RNA of Scophthalmus maximus (turbot), 4419 nucleotides long. RefSeq names its product PHD finger protein 20. Gene Ontology annotation, cellular component: MLL1 complex; NSL complex. Lineage: Eukaryota; Metazoa; Chordata; Actinopteri; Pleuronectiformes; Scophthalmidae. The record is from RefSeq and is a predicted model, not a curated record. The transcript is spliced from 19 exons. Gene Ontology annotation, biological process: regulation of transcription by RNA polymerase II. Bases 96 to 2444 code for a protein of 782 amino acids.